GUUUACCUUGUGCGAUUUGUGCUUUUGAUUUUCUUCUGUGGCAAAACUUUAAAUUAUUGCAAAAUAAAUCGACUCAUCAAGUAUAAAAUGAGUGCUGCUAUUGUUCGACAAGCAUUGGAGAUAGUAGAUCCUGAUUACACAUAUUUCAAAUCCAAACAAUCUAAAAAGAACUCAAAAUCGGAGGCUUUCAGUUUAUACCCGGAAAAAUAUAAAAUAAUAGGAAAAACCUACAAAAAGGGCAAAAAAGCAGAAAAAAUAGGAUUUCCAAUUGAAAAAAAAUAUACAGUUCAAGAGGCAAAAACCAAGCUUAAAUCAAAAAAACAAAUUUUAGAAGAAAAUCUUCGGAAACUAAAACUAAUUCAAGAACACAGUAAAGUUACUUUGAAUGAAACCACUACAAAAAAUAUAAUUGAAAGAGCUGUAACAAGAAGACCAAUAAAAACCGAAAAGAAUAAACAAAAAUCAACUAAAACCGCAUUCACUGAAGAAGACUUCAAAAAGUUUGAAGAAGAAUAUCUCAAUUCAGAAGAUUGAAAAUAUGAUUUUAAGUGACAGAACAUUGGGCCUCAUAAAACUAGCCUUCAGUUCUUUUCUCAUAAUCUAUCUAUUUUUUCUUCUCAUAAUUAUUCCAGUUUUGCCGAUUGCCAAUACGAUUUUUGAAACUUUGACUCCUCCAAAUUUAAUUUUGGUUGUUUGUGGUACCUUUGGGUUACUUUUUAUAGGCUCAUUGUCAAUUUUUACAUUUAUUGUUAUGUAUAAGUAAAUAAAUAUUAUCAUGUGAGUUUAUGUAUUUUUAAUUAUUCAACUUUGUAGUUGAAAGUCAUACCUCUUAUCCUC
Ceutorhynchus assimilis (cabbage seed weevil) is the source of this 837-nucleotide messenger RNA. The record is from the annotation of a GenBank genome assembly. NCBI's taxonomy places the organism in Eukaryota, Metazoa, Arthropoda, Insecta, Coleoptera, Curculionidae.